Molecule: messenger RNA, 1387 nt
Organism: Oncorhynchus keta (chum salmon)
Lineage: Eukaryota; Metazoa; Chordata; Actinopteri; Salmoniformes; Salmonidae
Product: GATA-type zinc finger protein 1-like
Exons: 4
Coding region: 8-646 (212 amino acids)
Biological process (GO): oocyte development; regulation of transcription by RNA polymerase II; spermatogenesis
Cellular component (GO): nucleus
Molecular function (GO): zinc ion binding; sequence-specific DNA binding
Source: RefSeq, a predicted model, not a curated record
ACGCUCCAUGGAAGAGGACACAGACACAGUACAAGAUACCAGUAUUAUUACAGACUCUCCGUUGGACCUCACCCAAAGGUGCAAGGACUUGGAGGACGACAUGGACACUAUCCCCGCAGCCCCCCAGUCUCCCUCUCCGUCUAUCCCCAUGUGGAGGUCCACCAAGGCCCCCAGGAAGCAGCUCCGUCCCAGCCGGAGUGUGGAUGUUGGAGACCCAGACUUCCAGGGAGUGACGUUCCGGAUGCAGACGGAGCUGGACGACAGCAGGGAGCAGUGUCGCCUUCUCAUCACCUCCAAGAAGUACAGUGAAGAGCUCUCUAGUGGUCCGACCAGGAGGUCACUGAGAGCAGGCAGGUCCCGUUCAUCCCAGAGUUCCAUGAGGACCAGCAGCUCUGAAGAGAGUGACCCCUCCUCCAAGAAUAAGAUCUGUGCCUCUUGCUGCACCAUGAAGACUCCUCUGUGGCGAGAUGCUGAGGAUGGUACCCCGCUGUGUAACGCCUGUGGAAUAAGGUAUAAGAAGUACAAGGUACGCUGUCUGCAGUGUUGGCACAUCCCUAGGAAGGAGGGCAACUCCAACUCGCGCUGCUUCAAAUGUGGAAACUUAUCACGGCUGGCUACGUCCCACCGCAAGCACUCUGCCUUGUAGGGGAAGGGAACACACUUAGGCCUUGGCAUGAGGUCCUAGACACUGAUACCACAGACAGUCCCCCUCCAGGUACAUGGUAAUUGGCCACACCUCCUGACUUUGAGACUCUUGGAGUUAUUUGAUAAUUUAUUACAUCACAUACUGUCAUAGUGUGUCACGGUGUUGGCUGAGCCAUGGUGAGUCACAGUCUGACGGGUCUGGCUGCUUUUAGCACUGUAGCGUGCGCUUGUCACUUUAGGAAGAAAGAGUUCAAAUGAAGAACAGUCUCCUGCUUGGAGGCUGUGUCUGACAAUAGACUGUCUGUCUGAAAUGACCCUGACAAAAGUAGUGCACUAUACAGGGAAUUGGGAGUCUCUGGCCAAAGGUAGUGCACUUUUGGGACUAAGGACCCAUGGCUCUGGCCAAAGACGGUGCCCUGCUUUACUGGGAAUAGGUAGCCAAUUUGGACUGUUUACUCUCCUUGUUUACUAGGCUUGACAUUGGUGCUAUCCAGUUUGUAUGUUACAUUAAGUUCAAUUAAUUUGAGUGAUAUAUUAUCUGUUCUGGUUUAUUAUUAUUAUUAUUAUUAUUGUUUCUAUUUGGUUGUUUCUGGACUGCCCUUAGCAUUAACUGGCUGGAUUAGAGAUUAAGCAAUUCCUUAUCUUGACUGUUUCCUGUAAACAAAUAAAAAAUAAACGUUUGUGUUAGUGUGUACUACACUUUUGGGUUUGGUGUGCAUAAAAUUCGUGUUAACAUAUCUUA